AUGACUACUGGUUUCAUUAAUAUUGAUAGCAGUUCCGACUCGGCAAGUGAGGCUGGCGAUAACACGGCAAGGUAUAAAUACCAUCAGUUGUACAGUGCAAUUUCAUAGAUAUACAGUAAUCUGCGGGAUAGCAGGAUUAUCUAAUAUUUUGGAUUAUCUAAAUUUUAUUAUAUAAUUUGUACUAGACAUAGUAUGUAUAGUACUUUAAUAAUAAUUAUUAUAGUUUAUACUGCAGAACUUCUUCUUUAUCAUAUAGAUAUUAGAUUUAUAGAAACAGUUGUGACAAAAGUAUCUCGGCAAAUACAAAAUAUUGAGAAAUUAUGAACUAGAAGCGAUUAUUAUUGCGCCUGUUGUAUUAUGUAUCUAUUGUUCAUCUUUGCAUAAUAGUUUAUACUAGUACUGUACUGUAUUGUGUAAUUGUUUACUCUGUUACAGUAACGUUUUGUUAAUGUUAUUUUUGAAAGACAUUCUUCGGCUAUUCCUAUAUAUCACUAUGUAAGUGCUUAAGUUAUAAAGUGCUAGUAGAUGGACAGGAAUAUUUGAAUGGAAAUUUACACACCUAUUCAGUUGUGUCUGAGAGGGCAAAAAUCUAGUCUAUGUGCUUCAGGUAGUCUAGCAACUAUUUGUCACGUAUAUUAAUACUACCAAUUAAUGUACCAUGCACUCAUAUUUUUAAAAAGUAUAUGACUAUGAGCGUUUUCGUGUUCACUAUGGCUGAAAACAUUUAUGAAAAACUAAAAUUGACUGGGGCGGACCAUUAGCAAAGUGAUGGAGGGGGGGGAGGGCGGUAUUUUUUUAACUUGUACGAAUAUUUUUUUAAAAUGUUUUGCAUGUGUCGAUAUUUUUUUCAAACAUUCAUGGGGUACAAAGUUUUUUUUUCAUUCUGUUACCCGGACCCUGCGCGAUUUUUUUGCUCCCUCCCCCCAUCACUUUUCUAAUGGUCCACACCUAAGGCAGGCGCUAAACGAAAGCUUUUGUGUCGAAUUUUAAUUAGUUCAGUGUGAGAUACACCACUGCCACAGAUAAAAAUAGCCAGUAAAACUUCCAGCUUUUAAAGUUUGUAUCUUAUCUUAGGCAAUGAACUCUACACACUACAUUUCAUAGUUUGUAUAUAAAUAAUAUAAACUAGUCUUGCAACAAGAAAACAUUUAGACAAUAAAUUUCUAUAUCUUCUAUGUCAAUAUCACAUUGGUGAUCAAUGCUGAUCUCAUGAUACUAUUAUUUUUGCCAAAAGUUACGUACUUCAUGAAACCCCACGUCCAUAUGACGUUUCUCGUGGACGAAAUCGAUAUGUGACGAUUCCCUCUUUAGCGUUGAAGGUGACUUGCAAGAAAUUAUUCAUGUGCUCUCUUCCCCAGAGAAUAGUCCUGUUAAAAGGUGAGAAAAGGCUAAUAUUUUGAGCUAUGUAUUAUUAUGGGGUUUGUGAUUAUUAUUUGUUAACCAUUUUAAGCAUGUGUUUUUGUUAUCAGUAUAUUUCUUGUAACCAGUUUUUCCCUUACGUUCGUGUUAAGGCCAAGACACAGCGAAGUAAUAAGACAAAAGUACUUCAGUACAUGAGGUUUGUUUUAAAUGUUGCGUGUACGACAAAUUUUUCGUUUAAAUUAAAUGAAGACCUGAGAAGAGCUCUUUUAUUCUUUUUAAACUGUUUCUCCCUUUUUCAUUUUUCGUUAAAGUUAUAAUUCCGAGGAGCUUGCUUCAAGUAAUAGUUCAGAUGACGAUGACCAUAUCAAGUAUUACGACGACAAUGCAGCGCUUCCAAUUUAUUACUCAGGUAGAAAUCGUGGACUGGAUGUUGAUGAAAACGUAAAUAUAUUGUUGAGUCCAGACCUUGCUACAUCGCAGAAAGUAGCAACCGAGAAACCAGCCGCAGUUUCAAGAAGCAUGGCCUUUGUUCUUGAUAUCAGACACUUUAGAGACGUCAAAGAUGUUUUAGCAGACAGCUCAGGUGUUUGGACCAGUACUGGAACAAAAACAGCAUAUUGCAUACAAGACAAUUCCAGGUUUAUCAUGACCAAUGCAAACAAUUAUGGAAACGACGAUGAUAUUUUCAAGAUUGAGAGACGAUUUUUCAAACAUAAGGUGGAACAAGACGUAAAGAAGAAUUUGACCGUGAUAAAAAGUACGCUCGUAAAAAUCAUGCACUAUGACUACGUAAGCUUUGCUCUAAUUCACCAGUAAAAAUAAACAGUAAAAAUAUCCAGCACAAUUUUAUAGCAAAAUACCGAUUUGUCCAUCCAGCUGUACGGCUGCUAAAGCUUGUGAACCUAUUCGGGAUUUCUUGGCCUCCAAAAGAAUAGUAUCCCAAAACAAAUCACAUAGAUAUAGUUUAUUAGUUUUUCUCAGUAGUUUUAAAUACACGCCCUGUCUUCGACCCAAAAAUAUAAAGUGUCUGAAAAUAUGUAAACAAAUGCCACACCAUCGUACGAUGUGACGUAUUUAUCUAUUACUUGCGGUUUCCUAUUUCCGGACAAACCAAGUAAAUCGAAGGAUUCAAAGACUUUUAGACAUAAGUCGAUCUAAACUCACAAUAUUUCUUGGCUGCCCAUGGCUCUCAAACAUAUUGCCGGAAUAAACGUCAAAAAAUGAAAACACCUUUUCGGCUUUUGGGACUCGAUCUUUCACAUCUUGCGCCUGCGAACUAUUAUUCACUAUUCGGCAACGUUUUUAUAUAAGAAAAUUCCGUUUACUGGAUGACCAUAUUUUUACCCGUAUUUGCGUUUUACGCUUUAGUUUCAUGCAUGGGUGACCUAUAUUCAAAUUUUAAUCACAAAUAGUGUCGUGAUGUUGCCAUGGCAACUCUAACAUUGUCAAAACCAAUAGGCCUUUCCAAGGUUUCUGCCGCCAUAUUGCAGGGGUUGCAAAAACAUUGGGACGAGCGCGCGGCCACCAUACUGUUUCCGAUUGAGUGAGUGAGCGCCCAUACUAUUUCCGAUUGAGUGAGUGAAAAUUACCUUUUGACAUUUUGUCCUUUUUCUCCAAAAAUUUCUAUACAAGCAUAUCCAAUUUUUAUUUUUGGAUAACCGCUGGUUUUUUUCUGAUAUGUGGCUGACAUUUCGUACUAAUCGAAGAACAGGAAGUAAUAAAAAACGGCGGCUUUUGUUGCACACCUUGACCAACGUUUGAGCGGUGAUUCUUGUUAUUUCGUUUGUUUAACUGAUCUUUGGAAGAAUAUUUGUCCAUUAAGUGUGUGAGUCCUUUGGUGUCCGCCAUUAUCACUGUUUAUGUUUGUAUAUUUGUACAAGAAUCAUCGCUCAAACGUCGGUCAAGGUGUGCAGCAAAAGCCGCCGUUUUUUAUUACUUCCUGUCCUUCGAUUAGUAAGAAAUCUCAGCCACAUAUCAGAAAAAACCCAGCGAUUAUCCAAAAAUAAAAAUUGGAUAUGCUUGUAUAGAAAUUUUUUGAGAAAAAGGACAAAAUGUCAAAAGGUAAUUUUCACUCACUCAAGAGGAAAUAGUAUGGGGGCCAUUGGUGGCUGCGCGCUCGCCCCACUGUUUUUGCACCCCCUGCAAUAUGGCGGCAGAAACCUUGGAAAGGCCUAUUGGAAAAAAAAAUUUGUGAUAAACGUGAAUAGGCCUUCAUUAUAGGAGAUGUUAGAUAAAUAGUCCUAACGGUUGGGAACCAGCUUGUUGAACGAGAUAUUAUCGAACAACAACGUUUAUUUGGAUAUGCGCACAAACGUCGCAUUGAAUUUAAGUAGUGAAGUAUUAAUUCUAACUCUUUUUUUUUUGCAAAACAGAUCGUGAUGGGUCGCCGCACUAUUAUUGCUUCCUGCAAUAUCAGUUUACCAGUGGGGAAAAUAAAAUAAAACCUCAAACACAUGGGAACGCGUCUGUUUCCACUCGUCCAUUUAAACCAUCCGAGGCUAGCACGAAGACGCGCUUGAAACAGCUGGUUCAGACAAGCACGCCAAAAGCAGCAGUCGAUCUCCUUUUAGAAGAAAAAGGAGGGAUUGAAAAUAUUAGCUCUGCUGGAGAAUUCGCUAGGGAUAGACAACAAGCAGCAAACUUUAGGCGAGGAGUUAAAGAAAAAGCAAAUCGAGUAUCCUCCUCUUGUCCAGACCCUCUUGUUGCCGUCAUGGAUAAAUGUAAAAUGGAGCAACGAGAUCCUAAGUUAGUUUUCAUUCGUGAAAUCAGCUCUGCCCCCUAA
Paramuricea clavata is the source of this 4144-nucleotide messenger RNA. Lineage: Eukaryota; Metazoa; Cnidaria; Anthozoa; Malacalcyonacea; Plexauridae. The record is from the annotation of a GenBank genome assembly.